Molecule: messenger RNA, 1711 nt
Organism: Aspergillus campestris IBT 28561
Lineage: Eukaryota; Fungi; Ascomycota; Eurotiomycetes; Eurotiales; Aspergillaceae
Product: putative chromate ion transporter
Exons: 4
Coding region: 31-1599 (522 amino acids)
Biological process (GO): chromate transport
Molecular function (GO): chromate transmembrane transporter activity
Source: RefSeq, a predicted model, not a curated record
AGAAGGGCAAGGGACAAAGAAUUGAAUACGAUGCAACUCCCAACCCCGCUAUCGCGCUAUAUCGCACCCCUCAACUCCCUACGGCGGAAAUGGCGCAAUCAACAGAGCUCAACAACAACCGAUGAAAUCGACAAUAUUUCUUUGUCGAGUCGUCUACGCGAGGUCUUCCUUCGCACUUGGGACCUAGGCUUCACGGCCUUUGGGGGGCCACCGGUGCACUUCCAGAUCCUGUAUGCCCGUUUCGUGGAGGGAAAGGGCGGCAAGGAACCAUGGGUGGAUGAGCAAACGUAUCAAGAGCUGUUUGCAAUAUGUCAAGGUCUUCCCGGGCCUGCGAGCACGAAAAUGGUAUUCUGUCUCGCGUUGUUACGUGCGGGGUUUGUUCCUGCGUUGAUGGCGUUCUUCCUGUGGAGUCUGCCUGGUGCAAUCGGCAUGUACGCCCUCUCGCUGGGGGUGCAAAAUAUAAGUGAUACACUCCCGCUGCCCGUCUACGCGUUGCUCUCUGGUCUCAACGCGUCUACGGUGGGGAUCGUCGCCCUUGCCGCUGUGCAGCUGUCUGAAAAGGCGAUCAGGGAUCGGCUCUCGCGCAUCCUGGUGAUAUUUGGGGCGUGUGCGGGCCUGUGCUAUAGUGCGCUAUGGUACUUCCCGAUUUUGAUUCUUUCAGGAGGCUUUGUCACGGCUGUUUGGGAUGGGUGGGCACAGGGACUCAUAAGAAAGAUGAGGAGCUCAUGGCGCAAUCGGCGCAGUCGGCAUGCUGAGGCCGGGGAGCUGGACGAAGCCACGGUGACUGCUAUCUCUAUACCACUGGAGGAGAAUACGAGUCGCCGAGGUCAAACGAUGCGACCGCGCAGAACACCACCAGAGACCCCGCCCGAUGCAGACUUGCUUCCGGUCAAUGGAGGAAGGAGCGAUAAGUCACAAAACCAUGUCAUCCGUGUCCGCGUUGGCCUUGUUAUUCUCAUCCUCUUCUUCGCAUCCUUCAUCGGCGUCCUCGUCGCAAGAGCCCGGUUGACCACACCCCCCUUAAUUCUUGACCUUUUCGCCAACAUGUACCUGGCCGGCACAGUCAUCUUUGGCGGUGGUCCAGUUGUAAUCCCCCUGCUGCGCACCUACGUCGUCGAUCCUGGCUGGGUCUCAGGGAGAAAUUUCCUCAUCGGUCUGGCCAUCAUUCAAGCCUUUCCCGGCCCCAACUUCAACUUCGCCGUGUUUCUCGGCGCACUCACCUUGCAGAACUCGCGCUGGCCAACCAUCUUCGGCGCAUUGCUGGCAGCGUUGGGAAUAUUCGUCCCCGGUCUCACGCUGGCCGUCGCUGUCCAAAGUUUCUGGCGCGUCCUCCGAAAGAGAAAAUAUGUGAUCGACUUCCUCCGCGGUGUCAACGCCACGGCGGUGGGGCUGGUUUUCACGGCCGUCUAUCGCUUGUGGGAGAUCGGGUACUUGACUCCGGGAAAGAACGAUGGGCAGAGUCUCGCCAACGAGCCGUGGUGGGUGGUGGUUGCAGCUGUCACGUAUGCGGAGAGCGCCUGGUUCAAUGUACCCCCUGCCAUCGCGAUCAUUCUUGGAGCCCUGCUAGGGCUAUGUUGGUAUGGCGCUGUUGGAAUGUAGCCAGUGGUUCAUUUCGGGAAUGAUCAUCGCGAUCUAAUACGAGAUUUAUGCAAGUCGCCGGGCUACGCCACGUCCAUUUGCCAAUUGCCGUUGAGUAAUGCGGUGGUCCAUG